This is a messenger RNA of Penicillium longicatenatum, 252 nucleotides long. RefSeq lists its product as uncharacterized. The transcript is spliced from 4 exons. The record is from RefSeq and is a predicted model, not a curated record. Bases 1 to 252 code for a protein of 83 amino acids. Lineage: Eukaryota; Fungi; Ascomycota; Eurotiomycetes; Eurotiales; Aspergillaceae.
AUGCAGCUCUCCAACCUCACUCUUGCUCUUGUGGCCUUCGGCGCUACCCUUGGUGAAUGCAACGGUAACUCCUGCAAAAUUGCGGGAACCAACAGGGAGUGCGAGGACGGCAAAUUUUGCAGUGCACGGGUGAAGGUGGUGGCGAUGGAGCCAUCUGUGGACAGCACUGGGAUGCCCGAACUCAAUGCCCUGGCAAAUAAAGUCUUUGAGACUUUACUGCGAGGUGACUCCGGUCCGCAUCGAGGGAGGUGA